AUGUACUCCGCGUCGUUCGAUCCCUGUACUCCCCCUCCCCACUUCUCUCCUUUUCGCCCUUCCCCGGAACGCUCCUCGUGGGGAUGCCCGGAACGCUCCUCGUGGGGAUGCCCGGAACGCUCCUCGUGGGGAUGCCCGGAACGCUCCUCGUCCGCGGCUCCAUGCGCGCGGUACCUCGCAAUAGCGCUGAGACAAGCGCGCCUCCUCCUAGCCACCCCUGUUCCCCCGUAUUCUCCCUCCCUCCGCUCCCCCCGCACCUUUUCCCCCCUCCUCCGCCAGCCGCGGCGCCAUCCGCGGCGCCAUCCGCGCGGCCGUGGGGAAUCUCUGGGAGCAGCUGAGCAAGGCGCGCCUCCACCUGGCGGAAGCCAUGGCUCUAGCGCGCCACUGGGGCGCACGCUCGUGCUGCCACGUGUCUGUAGCAGCCGCAUCGGCGGCAACAACCCGCCACGUGGCAUGCUCCCCGCGUGCGCGUAUUUUGACUCGGUGCUGAUGGGGCGGUUCGUGCCGUGGGUGCGCGAGGAGUACCUCUGGCGGACACAUACGCGCCUCACCUGCACCGGCUGGCCUCCUGAGGAGCAGGCGGUGCAGCACCUGAACGGCGGGCGGUACGUGGCAGCGCACUGGCGCGUGGAGAAGGCGAUGAUGAGCCACCGGUCGCCCGUGCGCAUGCACCUGUGCGUGCAGUGGCUGCUUAGAGAAACGGCGGCGUGGCCGCUCCAAGAGAAAGAGAGAGGAGCGAUGGUGGGGGAGAGCGGAGGGAGCGUAGAGGGAGGAGGUGGGGGAGAAGGGGAAAAGGUACCGGUGUUUAUGGCUACGGAUCUGACUCCGGAGAACAAGUGGCUAUCAGGCACGGCACGAUUCGACCAGCACCAUCAGGACGUUGCAAUUUACGCCGAACUCUACUCCCUGCUUAAGCCCACUCGGCUCGAGUCCUUUCUCCCCGGUUUGAGAGAGGCGGAUCUUGGAGUGCAGGCCAUAUUGGACAAGCUGCUGUGCAUAAGGGCGACGGUGUUCCUGUACCCGCCAGUCAGCUGCAGGAACUACGUGCCCACAGGGAGUGGCUCCGCAGUUGCAGAUGAGAUCUGCUGGUGGCGCGAGCACCUAGCGCAGCAGCGGAAUAUGAGCAGGGGAGGGGAAGGUCGGACCGUUUGCAGGAUGUGGGGGGCAGAUUUUGAUUUGGCAGCAGGGGAAGGAGGGCGGGGGAAGAAGUGGCGGGUCAGGAUGUGGGGGGGAGGGGGUGUUGAUUUGGCAGCAUCAGGGGGGUGGGAGCAGGGGAAGAAGCGGUUGCACAGGAUGUGGAGGGGCGCCAUUGAUCCUCUAGUGUGA
This is a messenger RNA of Closterium sp. NIES-65, 1326 nucleotides long. Lineage: Eukaryota; Viridiplantae; Streptophyta; Zygnematophyceae; Desmidiales; Closteriaceae. The record is from the annotation of a GenBank genome assembly.